This is a messenger RNA of Periophthalmus magnuspinnatus, 3436 nucleotides long. It is a transcript of the gene ubtfl, whose product is annotated as upstream binding transcription factor, like. The transcript has 20 exons. Bases 1006 to 3063 code for a protein of 685 amino acids. The record is from RefSeq and is a predicted model, not a curated record. Lineage: Eukaryota; Metazoa; Chordata; Actinopteri; Gobiiformes; Gobiidae.
GAGCCAUCGGCCCGAGUCUGACCAUAGUUUGGCUCCUGGGGCUCCGGGGACAGAGCGGCAGCAGAACCGGGACAGAGCCAAGACAGAGCCGGGACGGAGCGGGGACAGACGCGGCCCCUGGAGCUCGGUCUUCACUGGACUCAUCUGAAGUUCUCAAACCUUCUGAGCUAGGAGUGUUUCUGUGUGAACCUGUGGGGCUGAUGUGAGCCGCACCUGAGCCCCGGGACAGGUGAAACCUCUGCCUGCUCUCCAGAGCCGGGUGCCCGCUCCUCUCUAGAGCCGUGUGUGUGGUAGAGAGGGGCCCCCGCUCAAUGCGCUGUGAGCGGGAGCAGGGAGCGCUGUCAGCGGGCAGGAUGCCACGGGGAUGCGGGCAGCUGUGCGGGGACGCGGGGACGAGCUUCGCCAAUCAACCGCAACAAGACACAAUUAAACCCGCGGACAGUGCUUUUCCUGCGGACUCUAGACAACACGAGGAAAUGCCGAGGAGAUUCCGAGGACACGCCGCUUCUCGCGUCACCUCAGUCGGCCUCAGGUCUCCGAGCCCCGGUCCUCUCCGGAGCAUCUGGCCCCGGACCAGGUGCGCGUCAGCGGAACAGGCUUUUACAAAUCCGGGCUCUCUGUAAUAACUGAACCGCACAUUUAAACUUUAAUUCUCCCGUGAACCAGGCGGCAGCGAGGUGCAUUUUCAGCGGUGCUUGGCUGGAAUUUUGGCCGCUGUCUCUGGUUUCAUCCUCCGCCUUUGUGCUCAUGUUUUCCCCCCGAGUUCCUCCCCCUGCGGCGCUGGGCGGAGUUUCAUACCGGACUAGACGCUCCUUUUGUCGGAUCCAUUUCGAACUGACUCCCCGGGGUUUACGGCGGAUAAAAAGGCACUUUGAAAGCCCCGAAACGGUCCACACGACCCCGGUGCGGUGCAGACGCGGUUGCCGCUUCUGCCUGGACCCGGAGGUGAAGGGGGCGGAGCCAGCUGUGCCCAGGUGAAGGGGGCGGAGCCUGCUGCAGGUGAACAUGAACGGAAGCAGCAGUGUCUCUGCGACCACCAGCACAGAUGAGUGGACCCGGGAGGACUGUCUGACUCUUCUGGACCGGAUCCGGGGCCAAGUUCCAGAUGGAGACUCGAUGAAAUACAAAACGACUGAGUCUCACUUCGACUGGAGCCGUGUGAGCUUCGGACGCUACAGCCCCGACAUGUGCAAGAGGAAAUGGAGCAAGGUGUCCGGCGAGGUCCGCAAGUACAGAACCAUGUCCGAGCUCCUCAUCGAUGCCAUUGAGUUCGUCAAGAAUCCGUACAAAGGCAAGAAACUCAAGACUCACCCGGACUUCCCGAAGAAGCCACUGACACCGUAUUUCCGGUUCUUUAUGGAGAAACGGGCCAAAUACGCAAAGAUCCACCCCGAGAUGAGCAACCUGGACCUGACCAAGAUCCUGUCCAAGAAGUACAAGGAGCUGCCAGACAAGAAGAAGCAAAAGUACAUCAGCGAGUUCCAGAGAGAGAAAGAGGAGUUUGAGAAGAACAUGGCCCGAUUCAAGGAGGAACAUCCAGAGCUGAUGGAGGAGAGGAAGAAGUCUGAGCUGCCAGAGAAACCGAAGACUCCCCAACAGCUUUGGUACAACCACGAGAAGAAGGGCUAUGCCAAGCUACACCCUCAGGUGAGUCAGAAGGAGCUAAAGGAGGCGCUUAGGAGGCAGUGGUCUCAGCUGUCAGAUAAACGACGCCUCAAAUGGAUCAGCAAAGCCCUGGAGCUGCAGAAGGACUAUGAGGACAGCAUGCGGGCGUACCAUGAGGCACACCCUGAUCUGAGCGCCGACGACCAUGUGCGCUCUGUCCUCACCAAAGCAGAACGCCAACUCAAGGACAAGUUCGACGGGCGCCCCACAAAACCACCGCCUAAUGGGUACUCGUUGUACUGUGCCGAGCUGAUGGUGAACAUGAAGGACGUCCCGAGCACAGAGCGGAUGGUCCUCUGCAGUAAACAGUGGAAACUCAUGAAUCAGAAAGAGAAGGACAUGUUCCAGAAGCGCUGCGAACAGAAAAAGAAGCAGUACGACGUGGACCUGCAGCGCUUCCUUGAGAGCCUGCCUGAGGAGGAAAGGGACCGUGUGAUGUCAGAGGAGAAACUGGGCGGGGGCAAACUGACGAUGGCCGUGGCUUCCAGUCCUCACCGUGCCUCACCUGCUGCCAAAGAGCGGAGCCGAGAGCCCGACGCCGAGUGGGUCGCACCUAAAGAGCGAAGAGACGCCAAGAAAUCCCCCAAACUCCCCGAGACGCCCAAGACUGCUGAGGACAUGUGGCAGAGCAGCGUGAGCGCGGACUAUCUCGCCAAGUACAGGGGUGAUAGGAGGAAGGCUCAGGUGGCAAUGGAGGCAUCCUGGAAGUCCAUGGAAAAAAAAGAGAAAAUUCCAUGGAUUAAAAAGGCGGCGGAGGACCAGAAGAGAUAUGAGAGGGAGCUGUUGGAGAUGCGGGGCCCUGCUGUUGCUGUGGCAGCGCCUGCACAGACACAAAGGAAGCCCAAGUUUGACGGCGAGCCGAAGAAACCGCCCGUGAGCGGGUACCAGAUGUUCUCACAGGAGCUGCUGACGAACGGAGAGUUGAACCACUUCAGUCUGAAGGAGCGGAUGGUGGAGAUAGGGAAACGGUGGCAGCGCCUGAGCCCAACUCUGAAGGAGCAGUACAAGAGACAGGUGGAGGAGCAGCAGGCGGAGUACAGGGGACAGCUGGAGGCCUGGGUCCAGACGCUGUCUCCUCAGGACAGAGCCGUCUACACCUCGUCCACAAAGCGGCGCAGCUCAACUAAAGUCCGGUCUCCACUCGCCAAAGUCAGAGUCACAGCCAAAACCAAGACCCAAGGAUCCAAGACCACAGCAGCAGAACACAAACGCAGCAUGGCCUACCGAGCCAAGCAGGACGUUUCAGACUCGGACUCGGACCGGAGCGAUUCAUCAGACUCUGACGACGACGACGAGACAAGCAGCGACAGCGACGAUGAGAACGAUGAUGACGAGGACGAAGAGGACGAUGAAGAAGCAACAUCAAGUGAAGAUUCCAGCCAAUCAGAGUCCGACUGAGGCUCAGGAGCCAAUCAGAGAGAAGCUCAGAGCCCAGGAGCCAAUCAGAGAGCAGUUCAGAGUCCAACUGACCACCCUCUGCUCCUCUGCCUCUAUUAGACCGUCCUCUCUGCUCCUCUGCUCUGAUUGGACAUCCUCUCUGCUCCUCUGCUCUGAUUGGACAUCCUCUCUGCUCCUCUGCUCUGAUUGGACGUCCUCUCUGCAGGUUCCUAUGCUCUUAUUGGACAGUUUUUGAGUUUUACGGUGUUUUAUUGUUUGUGUUUUCUCGUUUUGAUUGACAGUGGGCGGGGUUUGUACAGUUGAACAGGAAGUUGUCAUCAGUUGUUGCUGUUUGUAAAAAUGCACAGCUGAAAUAAAUGCACUUUUCUCAGAA